Molecule: messenger RNA, 1890 nt
Organism: Microthlaspi erraticum
Lineage: Eukaryota; Viridiplantae; Streptophyta; Magnoliopsida; Brassicales; Brassicaceae
Source: the annotation of a GenBank genome assembly
AUGAACAAACUCCUCAAUAAGCUAAUGUUAGAUGGGCAAACCUAUGUGAUUGAAGAUGGCUCAAACUUGGUGGACGAAGUGAGUGAGGAGAUGCUUCUUGACGACCCUCUGGAGGUAGCUUUGACUAAAGCCGAAGGAGAGUAUGAUUUCUUGAAUGAGGAGGCCGAUGGCUUCGGGAAAAUGAUGGAUGCAAGCGGCAAGAUGGAGAGACUGGUGGCGUACAUGAGCUUGGAGGACGAGGAGGAUCGAUCGAAACAGAUGUCGGAUCGAUCGACUCCACCUCAGGAGAGUCCCGUCAAUAGCCCUUGGUGCGAGUCGAGUGCACCUAAGCUCGAGCUGAAAACACUCCCUGCGAGGCUCAGGAAGUAUAGAAAAGCAAUAGGGUAUUCGCUUGAUGACAUUCCUGGAAUCUCUCCUGAACUUUGCAUGCAUAAAAUACAUCUAGAAGAUGAAUCGAUGACUUAUGUAGAACAUCAGAGGAGGUUAAACCCGAAUCUAAAAGAUGUUGUCAAGAAACAGAUAAUGAAACUUCUAGAACCUGGUGUAAUUUAUGCUAUAUCUGAUAGUAAGUGGGUUAGUCAAGUUCAUGUAGUUCCUAAGAAAUGUGGUAUUAUUGUGGUUAAGAAUGAUAGGAACGAGCUGAUACCCACUAGGACUGUCACUGGUCAUCGCAUGUGCAUUGAUCUGGAAGUAGAAGCUUUCGAUGUGUGGGGAGUUGACUUCAUGGGACAUUUCCCAUCUUCCUAUGGAAACCUAUACAUUUUGGUGGUUGUCGACUAUGUAUCUAAAUGGGUAGAGGCUUUGGCCAGUCCCACUAAUGAUGCAAAGGUCGUUCUGAAUAUGUUCAAGUCAGUGAUCUUCCCUCGAUUUGGCGUGCCGAGAGUUGUUAUAAGUGAUGGAGGUUCUCACUUCAUCAAUAGAACGUUUGAUAAUCUUUUGAAGAGGCACGGGGUGAAGCACAAGAUGGCGAGUCCUUAUCAUCCCCAGACGAGUGGCCAAGUGGAGCUAUCCAACAGAGAGAUCAAGAACAUUCUACGGAAAACUGCAUGCACAACUGGGAAAGAUUGGUCUGCAAAAUUGGAUGAUGUACUCUGGGCCUAUCGAACGGCCUACAAGACUCCUCUUGGUACAACACCAUUCAACCUGGUCUAUGGCAAGGCUUGUCACCUGCCUGUGGAGCUAGAAAACAAGGCUGCGUGGGCAGUUAAGCAGAUGAACUACGACGUGAAAUCUGCGGCAGAGAGAAGGAACAUGCAGUUGGUGGAGCUUGACGAGAUUAAGCACCUGGCCUAUGAUUGUUCGAAGAUCUACAAGGAGCGGACUAAAGCUUAUCACGACAAGAAUAUCCUGAAAAGGAACUUUUCCCAAGGAGAUCAAGUCCUGCUGUUUAACUCCAUGCUGAAGUUAUUUCCUGAAAAGCUGAAAUCAAGGUGGUCUGGACCCUUUGUUAUCAAAGAGGGAAUCUUUGUUCUCUCAGUGAUCCAUCUCCUGCCUAAUAGGCAUUCAAGUCAAGCUAGUGACUUAAACCAAGCGCUUGGUGGGAGGCAACCCACUAAUCGAGUCGACCCACCCGUUGAUCGACCCGCCCGCCCAACCGUUGACCCGCUGGGCCCACCACGAGUUCGGUUGAGUAUGAUUGUGUUUAUUCUUAGUGUGAGCUUAGUUGUUCUUCUGACGAAGUCGAUUGAGCCGCCAUUGCAAUAUCACUUGUUGAAGUCGAUCGCUUGGUACUUACGCCGGCGUGAAGAGUUUGUGAGAGGGAAGAGGCCCGUUGACUUUAACGACGACUUCGUGGAAGACGAGACGAUGGAGGAUGCCCCGUUUCCCAAGCCCACGGGAGAUGACGAUCCCGUUGAUACGACGACAGACGCAGAGAUGAAGCUCCUCUGA